Messenger RNA from Cotesia congregata, 717 nucleotides. NCBI's taxonomy places the organism in Eukaryota, Metazoa, Arthropoda, Insecta, Hymenoptera, Braconidae. The record is from the annotation of a GenBank genome assembly.
UACAAAAUGCGUUGGGAUAUAUGCGAUAACAAUUGCGAAGAGUGUCAAUCAUUUAUAGCCGAUUUAGAAACGGCACGCUCGAUACUAAUUAAUCAUAUUAGCCAAAACGAGGGUUGUGCAGUGCAAGACGUUAAAAACAGCAUGAUAAAUGAUCGCUUAAAUUAUGCUAAACGUGUCAAUCUCAAAGUUUUUCAGUUGAAAGGUGAUAUGUGUGAAAAAGCACAAAGACUUAAUUAUGAAGUCUCCGCUUAUUAUGACGCGACUGUUAAUUUUUCAAAUUACCGGAAGGAACCAGCUCAACCACCAGUUCAACAAGAAUACAAAUUUGGUACCUUACCCACGUAUUCACUUCCCUCUAAUCACCUACGCCCCAGUUAUUUCCGCGGAGAAGGCCUACCACAGCCUACGAGCAGCUCUCUGUCGCUGAAAUCACCAACGCCUGCUUCGAGCCACCAACUGUCGUACCUGGUGGAGAUAUCGCCAAAGUACAACGUGCUGUCUAACACGACAGCCAUCGCCGAGGCCUGGGCUCGUCUUGACCACAAGUUCGACCUUAUUAUGUACGCGAAACGUGCCUUCGUACAUUGGUACGUUGGUGAAGGUAUGGAGGAAGGUGAUGAGUUCUCUGAGGCUCGUGAAGAUUUGGCUGCUCUUGAGAAAGACUACGAAGAGGUCGGCAUGGACUCUGCUGAAGGUGAAGGCGAGGGAGCUGAAUAA